AUGACUGGGUUUUUCUCUUCAUCCAAACCUGCACAUUCUUCUCAUAACUCUUCCUCUCCAUCCCCACCUCACACCUUCUGUGAAACUUUAAUGGAGGAUUCAUUAAAGAACGCUGAGGCAAUUAUUAAAAGAUGGGAUCUUGAUAAUGGCUCCUCUAACAGCUCUUACUGCACAAUAUCAAAUCUCUUUCGCGAUAAUCGAGCAGAGGCUAAGCAGUUUGUGGAUGCUGUAAUCGACUUACAGCAUGCUAUGCGAUUUGUUAUCAAGGAAAGUUCCAGCUCCCAACAGCUUGUUCGAGCUCAAAAUCUCAUGCAAAUAGCCAUUAAGAGACUUGAGAAAGAGUUCCGCACCAUUUUGGCAGGGAAUCGCUACUUCUUAGACUCUGAAAGUACUGCCUCAAGAGAAUAUUCCAACCGGUCCAGUACUGCUUCAGAUGAAGAUCAAGCUUCUGAAGAUGAUAAUACUGUUGAGAUACAAGCUCGUCUUUCCGAGGUUUCAAUUACUGAGGAAGGUGAAAAGAUUUCUGUAACAGCGGAUCUGAGAGCAAUUGCUGAUUGUAUGAUUGAAGCUGGGUACGGAAAAGAGUGCGCCCAGAUUUACCAACUUAAUCGAAAAUCAGUCAUCGACGAGACAUUGUAUUGCCUGGGAAUUGAAAAUUUUAAUAUUUCGGUUAUUCAGAAAAUGGAUUGGGAUGUUCUUGAGAAGAAAAUAAAAAGUUGGUUGAGUGCUGUUAAGGUUGCAGUUAGUACUCUACUUUAUGGCGAGAGGAUUCUCUGUGACCAAGUCUUCGCCGUCUCCGACAACAUUAGAGAGUCUUGUUUCUCGGAGAUUGCUAAAGACAGUGCUCUGGCGCUGUUCACUUUCCCGGAGAUGGUGGCGAAGUACAAGAAAUUGUCUAUUGAGAAAAUGUUUCGUAUUCUCGAUCUCUACGACGCUAUUUCUGAACUCUGGAGUGAAAUCGAAUUGAUUUUCGGCUUUGACUCCACGGCGGUUGUCAGAUCCCAGGCGAUGAGCUCAAUGGAGAAGCUUCGCGAAGCUGCUGGAACCAUCUUAUCGGAGUUUGAAUCGGCGAUUAAGAAAGAUUCGUCCAAAGUGGUACCUGGUGGCGGAAUCCACCCGCUAACUCGCUACGUCAUGAACUACCUUGUUUUCCUCAGUGAUUACAGUGGGCCUAUCUCUGAAAUCGUCGCCGAUAUGCCGGUAUCAAUGAAGUCGCCACUGCCGGAAUCUUAUCUAUUGAGUCCAAUCGCCGACGAUGAGAACUCUGCUGCUUGCGUCGUUUCCGUACGGCUCGCUUGGCUUAUCCUCGUUCUCCUCUGCAAACUCGACGGCAAAGCAGGGUUCUACGGUGACGUGCCGUUAUCCUAUUUGUUCUUAGCAAACAACUUAAACUACGUCCUCUCCAAGGUCCGAGAAUCCAGCCUGAAGCUCCUAUUAGGAUCCAUUUGGCUCUCGAACCACGAAGCAAAGGUAGAACAGUACAUGGAAAAUUACAAGAGAAUGGGCUGGAGCAAGGUGCUGACAUCACUGCCGGAGAAUUUAACGGCCAAGAUUUCUCCGGCAGAAGUGAACCAGUGCUUCUGUAAAUUCAAUUUGGGUUUCGAAGAGGCGUAUCGAAAACAGAGUUCAUGGGUGAUACCCGACCCGAAACUUCGUGACGAAGUCAAAAUAUCACUGGCGAAGAAGAUUGUUACAGCCUAUCGAGCAUUUUACGAGAAGAACUGGGAAACUGUUUCAAGGAGUGGGAGCGGUGGCGAAGUGGAGUCAAUUGUCAGAUUUGUCCCUGAUGAUUUACAAAAUUACUUAUCCGAUUUAUUUUAUGGAGCUGGUUUUUCAGAAAAUAGCAGUACGUCGCACGGGUCAACUUCAACGUUCUCAUCUCCAUCACGUUGA
Nicotiana tabacum (common tobacco) is the source of this 1893-nucleotide messenger RNA. RefSeq names its product exocyst complex component EXO70H1-like. Gene Ontology annotation, molecular function: phosphatidylinositol-4,5-bisphosphate binding. Lineage: Eukaryota; Viridiplantae; Streptophyta; Magnoliopsida; Solanales; Solanaceae. Gene Ontology annotation, biological process: exocytosis. Gene Ontology annotation, cellular component: exocyst. The record is from RefSeq and is a predicted model, not a curated record.